AUGGACGUAGCCAUGCUUAAACAAUCUAUCUCCAACAUCCUACAAUGGAUGAACUCCUUAAAACCCUUAGCAAAUCGUCUAUCAGGAAUUGACAUCAAUAACAUUGAAAACAAUCUUAAUCAAAUCAAUCACAAAGUCCAUCAACAGAGCCUUUCCGAGACUCUUCUUUUUCCUCUACCAUGGCUUCAAAAGGUUAAGGAACUAGUCAUUGAUUUGAAUGAUUUGAUGGAGGAUCUUCGUUACAAGGAGAGUACUAAUGCUGCAACUAAGUCGCUUAUCAGAUCGGGUUUAAACAUAAAGAAUCGCGUUAAAGCGACUCUCCAAGUUAAGAAAGCAACCGAAGAACUCAAACGGUUGUUGAAUGAGGAAGAUGCAAAGGUAGAAGAACAAGAAGAAGAACAAGUUAUUAUUAGUGAUAAUAAUGAGAAAAGAAAGUCUGCAUACAAAAUGUUUGUGGAAAAUACUGAGUGUGUAGCGGUUGGCAGAGAAAAUGAGAAGAAGGAGAUUAUAGAUCAACUGCUGAACAUGAACAUGAACAACUCUGCUGUUAAUCCUGAUGUAAUUGUAAUUGUUGGUGUUCCGGGAAUUGGGAAAACUAAACUUGUGCGUCUUGUUUGUGAGGAUGAGCAAGUCAAAGCUCAUUUCGGUUUGCAACUGAUUUGGAUCAAAACUUUUGAUGUUGAAUCCAUAGUAAAAUGCGUGACUAUUGUUGAUGGUAGACGUCAGUUACUUGUUAUAGAUGAUUUGCAAAUUGGGAUUGAGCAUGAUGAUGUUCUGGAGAAGUUGAAGAAGAAAUUAAUGAAGGCUGUUGGUUGUACUCAUACGGCGAUACUUAUUACUACACGAAGUAAUCAUGUUGCUAACAACAUUGGUGCUAGACAUGUUUUGAAGUUGCAGGGACUUAAUCAAGAGGAGUCUUGGGCCUUGUUUAUGCAGAUUCAUGGACCAAUUACUUCGACCAAAAAAGAACAAAGCAAUGACGAACACCAACGCACAAUUGUGAGGGAUUGUGGUGGAGUCCCUCUUAUGAUAGUGAUUAUAGCGACGGUGAUUAAGAAGCAUAGUGGUGGUGGUGGUGGUGAUAAUGAUGAAUGGAUUCCAGAAGUACUACAAAUGCUCAAGUUUAUCUAUUACGACAAUCUUCCCACUUAUAAGAAACUAUGCUUUGCUUAUUGUUCAUUGUUUCCAGAAGAUUAUUUGAUUGAUGCUGAAAGAAUAAUUCAGUUCUGGACUGCUGAAGGAUUUCUCACCAUUCAAGAACAACAAUUUGGUCGAGCUUGUUUCAACGACUUUGUUCCUCUGCUUUUCCAUCAAGUGGAAGAAGAAAACAACCACCACAGGUACUACGGUGGUGUGAGGAACGACAUGAACAACUGCUUUUAUAGAAUGAACCGGUUAAUGCAUAAACUUGCAAGGCUGAUUUCCGUCAGCAGUGAUGAAAACAUAACUGUGGAUUUGAUGGGGGAGAGAGUUCAUGGUGGAAUGCUGCGAGUUUCGUUCAAUUUCGCUUUAGAUUUGUUGUGUGAGAUCCCUGAUUCGGUGUUUGAGAAAGCAAACAAACUAAGGACUAUUCUUUUGCCAUACAACACUAACAACCCUCGGCUUCCAAACGAGGUAAAGAUGACCACAUCAACCUGUGAUAACAUCUUCAACAGCUUCAAGUACUCGCUACGCGUGUUGGAUCUACAUGACUUGGGGAUCAAGAUGAUUCCGAGCUCUAUUGGAGGUGUUAAGUACUUGAGGUAUCUAGAUUUAUCCCAUAACAAUGUAGAGAAGCUUCCUAGUUGCAUCACAAAUCUUAUCCACUUGCAAACAUUGAAACUGUCUCAAUGUCAUAUCCUCAAGGAAUUGCCAAAAGACAUAGAGGAUUUGGGUUGCCUCAACCAUCUUGACAUUGAGGGAUGCUUGCAUCUAACUCACAUGCCAAGUGGGAUAAAUAAGCUCACUUCGUUACAAACAUUAUCACUUUUCGUGGCCAGCAAGAAACAAGUUACGGGAGGACUUAGAUCACUCACGGAUCUUAACAAUCUAAGCGGCCACUUGGAAAUUUCGCAGCUUGAACAAGUCAAGUUCUCUCCAUCCAAGGAAGCUGCUAAAGAUGAAUUUUUGAAAAAUAAACAACACCUCGAGUUCUUAACUCUAAGAUGGGAUCACGAGGAAGAGGAAGAGGAAGAGGAAGAAAGCGAUGUUGACAAAGACACGAAGUCGCUUGAAUGUCUCCAACCACAUCCGAAUCUGAGACUCCUAUCAGUUGUCGGGUACAAUGGUCAAACCUUGUCUAACUGGCUUGCUUCACUCCAAUGCCUUGUUAAGUUUACUUUGAACAACUGUCCCAACUGCCAAUCUCUCCCACCAAUGGAUAAACUUCCGCAUCUUAAGGUUCUCAAACUUCGGAGAUUGGAUUCUUUGAAAUUCAUUGCAAAAAACAAUCAAGUAGCUGAAUCCUCUACACCAAUAUUCUUUCCAUCCUUGAAGGAACUUACAAUCUCAGAUUGUCCUAAUCUAAAAAGUUGGUGGGAAAAUGAGAUAUGGGAAAAUGAUAGACCAACUUUCAGUUGCAUUUCAAAGCUAAAUAUCCAAUCUUGUCCAAAAUUAGCCUGCAUGCCGCUAUAUCCAGGUCUCGAUGAAGAGCUGGUUCUGGUGGAGUCGAACGUAAGAUCAAUGAGGGAUACAAUGCAUCAUGCCGAAAAUGUCGUAAGUGAGACUUCUAAUUCACAAUCACAGCCCUUCUCCAAAUUGAAGUCCAUGGUAAUAGAGCGAAUUGAUCAUUCUCCACCAGAAAGGUGGCUUAAAAACUUCAUUUCACUAGAACAACUUCACAUUCGAGAUUGUAUUAUUUUUGAAUCUCUACCACAAGGUUUCAAGUAUUUAAGUUCACUCGUAUCACUCUCAAUUGAACGAUGUGAACAACUUGAUCUUGGCAUUGACAAAUCCAAAACUGAAUUGAAGGGUCUGACUGAAUGGGAGGGUCUGAAAAACCUUGAUUCUCUUACAUUAAGGAGUAUUCCAAAACUCGAGUCCCUUCCAUGGGGAGUUGAAAAGGUGAAAUCUUUGAAAGAUUUAAGAAUUUAUGAUUGCCAUGCUUUAACUUCUCUACCUGAAAGCAUAGGUAACCUCACUUCACUGGAGAAACUGGUUAUUUCUGAAUGCAGAAAUUUAGAUUCUCUGCCUAAAGGAAUGGAAAAGAUUGAGUCACUACAUACUCUGAUUAUUAUGGACUGUCCUUUGUUAUUACCAAGGUGUCAACCAGACACAGGUGAUGAUUGGCCACAAAUUGCUCAUAUAAAAAAUAAACUGGUGAGGGAAACUUCUCAAGACUUUGAGAGAUUACUUGUGAUGGAGACUUUCUUUUGA
This is a messenger RNA of Lathyrus sativus (Indian pea), 3354 nucleotides long. The record is from the annotation of a GenBank genome assembly. Lineage: Eukaryota; Viridiplantae; Streptophyta; Magnoliopsida; Fabales; Fabaceae.